AGAAGGAAUCCACGAGAGGGAGGGAAAAGGACCAGAAAAAUCUCCAGAAGUAAGGGGGCUCUCUGGGGAAUCACUCACAACGUAGGUGGAUUAAGGCACUGCGGCAUCUCAAAGCUGUUAACAAGGGGCGUCUCAAACGGAGCAGAGGUGUGAUGGUGCAGGGAACGCCAUGCCUGACCAAGUGUAUCGUGGUGCUUUCCUGCGUGUCCUGUGUCCUGUCCGCCGCCCUGCAGAACACUCAGCCAGAUGAAAGCCAGAGUGAUGUGGAGAAGCGCGCAGCGAGGGACCCCAUGUUGCGGUACCUGCUGGUGGCCAUGGCGCAACCAGGCCCGCGCUACGCCGCCCCGCAGAUCCUGAGCCGCGGAGUGAGACGAAUCGGGUCAGAGUUCUUGGGCAAAAGGUCCAUUGCCGUGUCUGGGACCGAGAAGAUGUGUGAGCCAGACCCCUGCGUCGCCGAGGAGGACCGAGACCACGCCGACGACCUGAAGAAGGAGCAGAUGAGCUUCACUGGUCAAUAUAAUGAACAGAAUGGCGCCGGGGACCUUCAGGAUGCGCCGGACAAAAGGGCUCUAGGAGAUUUAUCCCGCAGCCGCCUCGCCCGCUACUUCUCCCUCCUCCUCAACAAGAAAAUGGGAUCAGAGUUCUUGGGCAAGCGAGCAAUGGGGUCAGAAUUUUUAGGCAAACGAGCCAUGGGGUCAGAAUUCUUGGGUAAGCGGGCGAUGGGCUCAGAAUUUCUAGGGAAGCGUGCAAUGGGGUCAGAAUUUUUAGGCAAGCGAGCGAUGGGGUCAGAAUUCUUGGGUAAACGCGCGAUGGGUUCAGAAUUCUUGGGGAAAAGAGCAAUGGGUUCUGAAUUUUUAGGCAAGAGAGCGAUGGGGUCAGAAUUUCUUGGUAAAAGAGCAAUGGGUUCAGAAUUCCUGGGCAAACGUGCGAUGGGUUCAGAAUUCUUGGGCAAAAGAGCAAUGGGUUCUGAAUUUUUAGGCAAGAGAGCGAUGGGAUCAGAAUUCCUUGGCAAGAGAGCAAUGGGGUCAGAAUUCUUGGGUAAGCGCGCCAUGGGCUCAGAAUUUUUAGGUAAACGCGUCAUGGGUUCAGAGUUUUUGGGCAAGAGAGCGAUGGGUUCAGAAUUCUUGGGGAAGAGAGCGAUGGGAUCAGAGUUUUUGGGUAAGCGCGCUAUGGGCUCAGAAUUCUUGGGCAAGAGAGACCCGUGGAUGCAGGGACCGGAGCGAAGACCGGAGGAGGAGGCUGAGGAGGAGGAGGAGGAGGAAAGAGAAGAGGUUCUGUCGGCCUAAGGCGGCCACUGAGUCCUUUCGUUUCCCUGUUCCUGCGCGGCAAUAGCAUGUGAUACCUGUAGAGGACAUGAACAGUCUGCGGGUCUGUGUCUGCUGCACCUCGCCCUUCCCUAGGGACCCGAGGCAGCCCUCCCCCCCACGCGAGGAGGAGUGGCGGUGACGGCGCCUCGCACUACUACUACUACUACUACUACUACUACUACUACUACUACUACUACUACUACUACUGCCGCUGCUGCUGCUGUUGCUACUACCACUGUUAUCACUGCUUCUACUAUUCCAAUUGCUAAUAAUUGUUCUACGCUGCGAUACUGACUCUGCAGACAUUGUACGUAUCAUUGUGAGAGUAACGAUGCAUAGUGAGCGGGACUGCACACGUGAAUAAGAUGACGAUAAUGAUUAAAUAAAAAAAAAAGUAUAUUGAUGUCAGGAAAAAAAUAAAUAAAUAAAUGACACUUCAAUACACGAUGAAUUAAAACACUACGAACAUUUUAUCUUAACAAUCCCUAAUUAGAUAUAGCUUGAGUAAUAUUACCUGAAGCUGCCGCACUAAUUAAGGUGGAAAGUAUAGAGUGGCUUUGCAGGAGCGGUGUAAAGAAUAUGAAUAAAUCUCUGAGUUAAAAAGAUUAUCUGGUGGAAGUGACCAAAGCCUUCCCUAUUGGCGGACUCGUGAGCGACGGGGACGGUGAGGAGGGAGACGAGGGGGAAUGAAGGGGAAAGGGGGUGAGAGGGAGGAGACGUGAAUCACCCUCAGUGCCACGUGUAUGCAUAGAAAGGGAUUGUUUCUUUCAUAAUUAAUCAAGGUUGCACAGAAAGCAAAAGAUUUUCUGCUCCCUCACACACACACACACACACACACACACACAUAUUCUCUCUCUCUCUCUCUCUCUCUCUCUCUCUCUCUCUCUCUCUCUCUCUCUCUCUCUCUCUCUCUCUCUCUCUC
Molecule: messenger RNA, 2229 nt
Organism: Scylla paramamosain (green mud crab)
Lineage: Eukaryota; Metazoa; Arthropoda; Malacostraca; Decapoda; Portunidae
Product: ribosome-binding protein 1-like
Exons: 3
Coding region: 153-1286 (377 amino acids)
Source: RefSeq, a predicted model, not a curated record